AGCCCGACGCAACUGCGACGCAGCAGAGCAAACUCGUUUCGCUUUUCGUUUCACAAAUUUUUAUAUAACUUUCGGAGCGACAGGGCCGACACAUAAACAAAAAAAAAACAAAUCUUAGCUUGUGCAAUUAGUAUCUUCUCCCAACUGCAACGCGGCCUGCAGCUCCAAAUUCAUCGUUUUCGAAAUCAAGGCUGUCCAGGCAGAGUAAACAAACAACAGCAACAACAACAACAGCGAACAACCUGUAAGACCUUGAGGGGAUUUUCGGAUUUAUAUUGCGCGACACUGACAAUCUAAUCUAAAUUAUUGUCAGGUGCGCGUCUGAUUAAUAUUCCGGGUUAGAUAUUUUCAAUUAGCAGUCGGUAGCAUCAUGUCGAUCAGGCGAACCAUGUCCACAGCAUCCUCCAAAGAGUGGCGGGAUUACUUCUUGAGCACCCACUUCUGGGGACCGGUGGCCAACUGGGGUAUUCCGAUCGCUGCUCUUGCCGACACACAGAAGAGUCCCAAGUUCAUCUCCGGCAAAAUGACACUGGCUCUGACCCUCUACUCGUGCAUCUUCAUGCGAUUCGCCUACAAGGUGCAGCCCCGUAACUGGCUGCUCUUCGCCUGCCACGCCACCAAUGCCACCGCCCAAUCGAUCCAGGGAAUGCGCUUCCUCCACUACAAUUACGGAUCCAAGGAGCAGGAGGCGUAAGUUAUUCGCUGUUUUGAAGCCCACUACCCCGAGAACGACGCGCGAUGCCACUUCAAAUGUUUACCGAACAGCAGCAGCUAGCGCAAUUUACUGCCACCACACGCAACAAUCCUCUAGCAAAUUGCACUGCCCCCGUAAAUUCAAAAGCAAGUGGUAAGGUAAUUGCCGUGAAUGACACCCGCACAAUUGGCUGAAUCUCGAAUCGCGAAGUUGUCGUGUCCCUGUCGUCGUUUUUUCUGGGGUCAUAAUCCCAAUUCCAAUUGAGUCUAUUCGAAACCUGUUGCUUUGCUUAUUUAGUUAAUUCCGUUUGGCAAUUGAACAAAAUUUUAAGUUGGUGCAAUUCUUAGUUUACGAUCAUAGAGUACGUUUACAAAAAUAUGAUUUAAAGUGUAAUAAAUGACAGAAAAAUCGAAUUUUGUCUGUAAUCUGUGACCGCAUCUGGCUGUAAUAAAAAUUGUACAUUGAAUUCUA
Molecule: messenger RNA, 1165 nt
Organism: Drosophila elegans
Lineage: Eukaryota; Metazoa; Arthropoda; Insecta; Diptera; Drosophilidae
Gene: Mpc1
Product: mitochondrial pyruvate carrier 1
Exons: 3
Coding region: 371-694 (107 amino acids)
Biological process (GO): pyruvate import into mitochondria
Cellular component (GO): mitochondrial inner membrane
Source: RefSeq, a predicted model, not a curated record